Messenger RNA from Mercenaria mercenaria, 642 nucleotides. Its product is annotated as tigger transposable element-derived protein 4-like. Gene Ontology annotation, cellular component: nucleus. Gene Ontology annotation, molecular function: DNA binding. The record is from RefSeq and is a predicted model, not a curated record. The transcript has a single exon. The coding region runs from base 1 to 642 and encodes 213 amino acids. Lineage: Eukaryota; Metazoa; Mollusca; Bivalvia; Venerida; Veneridae.
AUGACUUCUAAACGGGAUCGCAAGUGCCUUACUCUUGAGGACCGUGUUAAAUGUUUAAAAUUACUUGAGUUGGGAAAAAGUUCAUGUGUUGUGGCUGCUAAGAUCGGUGUUGGACGUAUGCAGGUUCAGAAUGUUUUAAAGCGUAAAAGAGAAAUCAUGGAGGAGUACGAAUCAAAUGGGAAUUUAUCUUUGAAGCGGCUGAAGAGAGACACUGAGUACAGUGAUAUAAACAGUCUAGUGUACCGUUGGUUUUUGGAUGCCACUGCAAGGUUAUUCCCAGUGUCAGGACCUCUGAUCCAGGAAAAAGCAAGGACUUUUGCUCAGGAUUUAGGGUUUGUUGACUUUAAGGCAAGCAAUGGAUGGUUAGAAUCUUUUCUUAAGAGAAAUAACAUUGUUUUUAAGACUCAGUCUGGUCAACAUGGUGAGGUCAAACGUGACACUGUGUCUCAAUGGAAGGAAUCCAUUCCGUCAGCCUGUGAAAGUUAUGCUCCUGAAAACAUAUUUAGGAUGGAUGAGACUGGUCUCUUCUACAAAGACUCGACUAAGUCUACUUUCUUCAAGAAGGGCGAUACAUGUGCUGGGGGGAAACGAUCCAAACAACGUAUAACAGUGGCACUCUGCGCAUCCAUGACUGGUAAGUAA